AACACUGGCUUGCAAUUGACGUGCUGUACAAUCAUCUAUUGGUCUUCCUUUUUGCGAUAUUAUGCUGCCAAUAAUAUCAUAAAAAAGAAAGGAAAAACAACACAUACAAUCAAAAAACAGAGCAACGGGGUGGCUGUGCAUACUUCGCAUCCAAAGGCUUAUACGCUGGAGUUGGUAUUUGCAGUUGCUGUUGUUGUUGUUGCCCGGGAGCGGAGAGCCGAGACUUCAACUGAACUGAACUGAAACUAAACGUGAGCGUGCAGAGAGCGCGUCCAACACAAAUCACACUGCGUAUACGUAUUUUCGUCGCUUUUAUUUCCGUUUGUUGCUUGAUGAUUGAAAACAUCAAUAAUAAUAAUAACAAUUACAUUACGCACAAAUAAAAAUCGAAUGCAAUAAGUUUGGAGAUUGAAAAGCAUUUGGUUGAUAAAAAGGCAGAAGCGUAUUUGGACGAAGAAGAAAAGCUGAAUGAUAAAAUUGAAAAAUCGAUACGACGACACAUAAAAAUAAAGUGUUGAUUGUUGUUGUUUGGCUGGCCCAAAGCAAAAAAAAAAAGGACACGCAGCAUAUAAAUUGAGUUUUUGGAAAAAGUUGCAAAAAGAAAAAGGACAUCAUGGGAAACGAGACAUCGCUGCCAAUGGACAUGUGCUCCAAUUUCGAUGCGGAUGAGAUUCGACGACUGGGCAAACGUUUUCGCAAACUCGAUCUCGACAAUUCGGGAGCCCUGAGCAUAGAUGAGUUCAUGUCGCUGCCCGAGUUGCAGCAGAAUCCGUUGGUGCAGCGCGUCAUCGACAUUUUCGAUGCGGACGGCAACGGCGAGGUGGACUUCAAGGAGUUCAUACAGGGCGUCUCACAGUUCAGUGUGCGCGGAGAUAAAUUGUCGAAGCUGCGUUUCGCCUUUCGCAUCUACGACAUGGACAACGAUGGCUACAUAUCGAAUGGCGAGCUAUUCCAAGUGCUCAAAAUGAUGGUGGGCAACAAUCUGAAGGACACGCAACUGCAACAGAUUGUCGACAAGACCAUCUGUUUUGCCGACAAGGAUGAGGACGGUAAAAUCUCGUUCGAUGAGUUCUGCUCGGUGGUUGGCAAUACGGAUAUACAUAAGAAAAUGGUUGUGGAUGUUUAAACACGAAGAAAAAAAAAACACGGCCACACACACACACACCUAGUAUACAACACAGAAAAGUGUCGAGUGUGCUCGACUGUGAGAUACCCGCUACCCGCUUAGAUACAAUAUCUAUUUCCGAUUGUUAUGAAAUUUCCCAACAAAUAUGUGUGUAACAACAACAAACAAAAUUCUAGUCUCGUUUAAAACUUAUGCUCACAAUACGUAGCGUAGUUGCCACACCAGUAUUUGUCAUCAGACGACUUAUCAUAUCCUUCUAGCCAAUUGGGUAGCGGGUAUUUUUUUUUUUUUUUUUUUUGUCGUCUCUCGUUUCGGUUGGCAUUAAAAUUUAAUGUAUGUAUGUACCUAGCAAUUAUGUAUGUACUCGAAACUCGGAAACUCGUAAGCAUAAGUACAUAAGUAUGCAUGUAAUUAUUUAAGUGCGUGCCAACGAGGCACAACAACAACAACAACUAUAACUAUACUACAACAUCUACAACUUAAGACAAAGAAAUAUCCAUAUGGAAAUUCGAAUUUGAUAUCAAAUUCCCUCGAGCGUGUGAAGAUAACAUGUGGAAAGGAAAUUGGUAUUUGAUUUAUACCCCAACUUUCUCCCUCAUUCCUUCCUCCCCUUAAAACUUCCUUUCCCCACACUUCCUGCUCCUCGGCUCUCAGUGUGUGUCUUAUACCGAAUCCAGAGAACAAGUAACGCACUUCUGGAUCAGCAAACUAUAUCAAAAAACAUAAAAAAAAACAAACAAAGAAUUACUAUAAUUUUAACUGGCAUCCUUGAAGGAGCUGACUCGAUCCUGUAUCCCAUAUGUAAAUCGUAUUUUUUUUUUCUAUCCCAUAUUUGUUUUGUUGGUCGUGUCUUGUUUUGCAUUUUCUAGAUAUUCUAUGCAAAGUUUAUACUUUUAGUGAAUUUUUAAACUAAUUAAAUGUUGUGUAUUAAUUAUGAAUGUACAAAAAGCAAAAAAACAAAAUAUUGUUCAAUUACAAACACCAACUGUA
Drosophila nasuta is the source of this 2116-nucleotide messenger RNA. It is a transcript of the gene CanB, whose product is annotated as Calcineurin B. Bases 614 to 1126 code for a protein of 170 amino acids. The record is from RefSeq and is a predicted model, not a curated record. Lineage: Eukaryota; Metazoa; Arthropoda; Insecta; Diptera; Drosophilidae. Gene Ontology annotation, molecular function: calcium ion binding. The transcript has 2 exons.